This is a messenger RNA of Aspergillus caelatus, 708 nucleotides long. Its product is annotated as MBL fold metallo-hydrolase. The transcript is spliced from 2 exons. Lineage: Eukaryota; Fungi; Ascomycota; Eurotiomycetes; Eurotiales; Aspergillaceae. The coding region runs from base 1 to 708 and encodes 235 amino acids. The record is from RefSeq and is a predicted model, not a curated record.
AUGAUAUCCCUUCGCGCAGACGUUUAUGUCUCCUCACGACUACCCAUCGCCGUCAAGCGUGCAGGUACCACCAGUAGCUUUUCAGCGAUCUCGUGCACCCUCAUUCAGGGCGAGAAAGAAGUGGUGCUCGAUCUGGUCCAGUGGAUCAAAGAAACGGCCCCAGGAAAGGAAUUAGCCUUCAUCUACAUCACCCACGGCCAUGGAGGCCACUGGUUUGGUCUUCCAGUGCUGAAGAAGUACUGGCCAAAUGUUCAUGUCCUAGCUACGCCCGGAACCGUGGCUCACAUGAAACAGCAAACCGAGCCCGCCGUAUUCGAAGACACCUGGCUCAGAUUCUUCCCGGGAGGCCAAAUCGCGCAGCCUUUCAUCCUCGCCGAAGAAAUGUCAUCUCCCACGUUCAUGAUAGAAGGGCACGAAUUCAACACCGUUGAAGUCGGCCACACUGACACCUAUGAUACCACUGUCCUCCGUGUCCCCGACAUUCACCUGGUGGUCGCGGGAGAUAUAGUCUACGGAGGUGUACAUCAGUUUUUCGGAGAAGCCACUACACCUGCCAAGAGGCAGGAAUGGCUGCAUGCUCUUGAUAAAAUUGAAUCUCUCAACCCCCACAUGGUAAUUGCUGGUCACAAACGGGCUGGGACAGUCGAUGGGGUGUUCAACGUCAAGACCACUCGGGAAUAUAUUCUGGCCUUCGAUGACCCAUCAUGA